Molecule: messenger RNA, 1065 nt
Organism: Mesorhabditis spiculigera
Lineage: Eukaryota; Metazoa; Nematoda; Chromadorea; Rhabditida; Rhabditidae
Source: the annotation of a GenBank genome assembly
AUGGCCUGCUGCCUGUCCGAGGAGGCGCGCGAGCAGAAGCGCAUCAACCAGGAGAUUGAGAAGCAGCUCCAGAGGGACAAGCGCAAUGCGCGACGCGAGCUCAAACUCUUGCUGCUUGGCACGGGAGAGUCCGGGAAGUCGACGUUCAUCAAGCAGAUGAGGAUUAUCCACGGCCAGGGCUAUUCAGAAGAGGACAAGCGGCAACAUAUUCGGCUCGUCUACCAGAACGUCUUCAUGGCAAUGCAGGCGAUGAUACGAGCGAUGGACACGUUAGGGAUACCGUACGGCGACACGUCCGUCGAGUUGCAAGACAAGGCGAACGUCGUCCGGGCCGUCGACUAUGAAAAUGUGACGUCGUUCGAGGAGCCCUACGUAGCCUAUAUCAAGGAUCUGUGGGAAGACUCGGGAAUCCAAGAAUGCUACGACCGGAGAAGAGAGUACCAGCUCACCGACUCUGCCAAAUAUUAUCUCUCGGACCUGGACCGGUUAGCUGUGCCCGACUACCUGCCGACAGAACAGGACAUUUUGCGCGUCCGUGUCCCGACGACUGGUAUCAUCGAAUAUCCCUUUGAUCUGGAACAGAUUAUAUUCCGAAUGGUUGACGUGGGAGGGCAGCGAUCCGAGCGGAGAAAAUGGAUACACUGCUUUGAGAACGUCACCUCCAUCAUGUUCCUUGUCGCCCUAUCCGAGUACGACCAGGUGCUCGUCGAGUGCGACAACGAGAACCGAAUGGAGGAAUCGAAGGCGUUGUUUCGGACGAUCAUCACCUAUCCAUGGUUCACCAACUCGUCGGUCAUCCUCUUCCUCAACAAAAAGGAUUUGCUCGAGGAGAAGAUACUAUAUUCCCACUUAGCCGACUACUUUCCUGAAUAUGACGGGCCUCCUCGGGACCCCAUUGCUGCACGAGAGUUCAUUUUGAAAAUGUUCGUUGACUUGAAUCCGGAUGCCGACAAAAUCAUCUACUCUCACUUCACUUGUGCCACAGACACGGAAAACAUCCGGUUCGUGUUCGCGGCCGUCAAAGACACGAUCCUGCAGCAUAAUCUCAAGGAGUACAACUUGGUC